AUAUGGCCAGUUUUAACCGUGUUCCCGUACCUCUAGCGGCCUCUAGUGUCCUCACCGAGUCCUCCAGUGUCAUAUUUAUACGUGGAGGAAUGUCUUUUUGUUUUUUUUAAGCGAGUUGAAAAGUGACCGAUUCGUGAGGACUGAUAUUUUUGGGAGUGAGGUUGGGCACUGCAGGCCAUGGUAACAGGCUCACCCACCGCCCCACUACACAGCAAAUACUAUACAUAGCUUCUAUGUAUUUUGGAUCAUCUAAAUAUCAAUUUCAUCUAGAUGGCGGCGAGGCAGCAGGCACUGCGGGAAGGUGUUGUGCGGUAUGACGAGGCCAGCAGCAGCUUCCAGUGUGUGGUGUGCAGGACGCCGCUGAGCGGGGAGGCGUCGGUGGACCAGCACCUGGAUGGCUCCAAGCACAGGGAGGCUGGAGUCAGGUACGCCAUCGCCAACAUUGACAACUGCCCCGAUUCGCUAAGGUCAAUUCUGACGCCUAAUUGCAUUACAGCGGUGAGGAAUGGAGUCAUAUGUAGUACAGAGGGGCACGCCCAGAAGUGCACUGUCUGUAGCGUUAAUUUAACGGGUAUACGUCAGAUCGAAGAUCAUCUAAUAGGAGAUGAUCACAGGAAGAAAAGUGAGAAGCAGAGACUUUGUGGUGUUUCUUCGCCUGUGGUACCGUUGUCAGUGGGCGUCACAGUCAACCCUGGCCAGCUUCCCCGGCAGCCAGAACCUCAGGUAGCUCAACUAGCACAUGAUCUUCAAUCACUUAGAGUAGCUGAACCAGCACCUUACGUUUCUCACCCAUUAAGUUAUGCAUCUCCUGGAGCACCAACUUAUACAUAUGGAGCAGAAGCGUAUGCACCUCUAGUGCCUGGAGCCCCAACUUAUGCACCUGCAGCAGCAGCAGCACCGUAUACACCUGCAACAGCACCGUUUGGGUCACCAUACUUAGGAGCAGCAGUCGGUGGGCGAGACAGUCCCUUUACCCUCCGCCCCUCGCCAUUGGGCAGUGACGCGCCCCUCAUUCCAUCACUGCCCAAUUCGCCAUGCUAUGCUUCUCCACCUUCGACAAUUCAAGAUCUAGCGAGGGUGGGCGCAAGCUUGAUAGAGGAGGCGAUGGCUAACGGACUUGUCACUGAGACCGACAACGUGAGUGAACCCUUUCUUUGCAACAUCUGCAACAAGAAAUUCAACAGUUCCCACACGUUGUCCGACCAUCUCAAGAGCAACAAGCACAAGAAAAAGGAAAGUGACAACCUGCAGAGGCAGACGUCCUUGCCGCUGGCCAGUAAUGUCUCCCCCAGACUCCUCUUCCUCAACGAGAACAGCACUACACCAGGGCGUGACUCGUACUCUCUGCUCUCCGAACCAAGAGGCUACGUGUACGUCUUCAAUAACAAGUUCCUUGGUCAAGGCAGCAACUGGCAGCGCAAUGGAGCUGAAAUGGAUUCUCAGAACAUUAAUACAACUUUCACCAGAAUGGGCUACAGAGUUAUCAUCCAUGAAGACUUAACAGGAGGAGAGACUGAGGAAGCGUUCAAUGCUAUCAGGAGGAACCCCGACUUAAAUGGAAUAGAUGCAUUCAUCGUCUUUAUACUGAGCCACGGAAAAGAUGCUUAUACAUUUUAUACCAACGAUCAAGAAGAACAAUCUCUUUUCUACGUGCGAAGCUUGUUCAGCAAUAGAAAAUGCCCUUCCUUGAGUGGCAAGCCUAAGAUUUUCUUCACGAACUACUGUCGGGGCGACGCACUGGAGCGUCAGGACGUGGACGCCGUGCGAGACGUUCCUAAGGACAUGUUCACCAUCCACGCCGCGUCUGAGGGCAUCAUGGCCAGGCGUCACCAGAGGCGCGGCACCUACUUCGUCUUCUGUCUGUGUGACGUCCUCACACGGGCCACCCAUCCCCUGGAGCUACAAGACCUCUACUCUGACCUAUAUGAUCAAAUGGGGCGUGAAGGAGCCACGAGACCAAUGAAUGAAAAUCAUGGCUUCGUCAAAAAAUUUUACUUCAGUCGUCAGUAAAUAAUAAGAGAUGAUUAACACAGAAUCUGGCCAGUGAAAUUUUUUAUUCUUUAUAUCAAAAGUAAAAUCUUUCCACGAAAAAUAAUUUAAGAACAGUACGGCUGGAACACGUGUUUUAUCCAAUCAGAUAAAAGGCAGGUCACAUGGAUAAAAUCCCGCGUUGAAAAAUUGCAGACAAAAAUAUAGCGAAUAAAGAAUAUAUAUAUAUUAAAAAUAAAAAUAUAUCACUCAUCCAUUCAAUAUAUAUUGUAUUCACGAUGAAUAUACUGUAUAGCAUAAGGGAUAAACAGGCCCCACCACACUCCGGCAGUCGCCCACUAAAGUUCCCCCCCCCCACAUAAGGUGUACAGUGCAUCGUGCAGUUACAGCCCCGCUCCUGUGCCAGGUAAGUCCACUAUGGGCUCACCAUAGCCCGUGCUACUUGCAACAUUUUGUUCCCAGUAGCUGAAUCUUAAACAACAAAUGCAUCGUAUACAGUAUUAGCGAGACCCAUUUUGACUGUACAUCAAUUCUGAUCACCGUACUACAAAAAAGAUUCGCUAGAUGAAAUACAAUACUUUGUUAAUGUAUUUACGAGAAGAGAACUUGAUAUUUUACCUGCAGCUGAACAAACUAUGCAGGCGGUGAAGAGAUGAUGACUAUGUUGUUGUUGUUUUAGAUUCAGCUACUCCGAACAAAAAGUUGCAAGUAGCACGGGUUAUGGUGAGCCCGUAGUGGACUUACCAGGCACAGGAGCAGGGCUGUAACUGACUGAUAUUGACUAGGUUACUGGUUACCAAGGGGGGAAAAUAUUAAACAAAUGGCGCAAUUAAAGCCCACCAAGUUCCCAGGGCCAGACAAAGUAUUUGCUAGGGUGCUUCAUGAUGAGCUUAGUAACUCUUUGUCUUGCAUAUUUAAUAAACUAUUAAGAGUCGAGACAAGUACUAGAGUCGUGGAGGGUUGCUGAACAUCUAUUGUGUAGGAACAUUACUUGAAUCAAUGCUCAUAAUCAUAAUUCGUUUACAUCUUCAGAAACACA
Molecule: messenger RNA, 3028 nt
Organism: Procambarus clarkii (red swamp crayfish)
Lineage: Eukaryota; Metazoa; Arthropoda; Malacostraca; Decapoda; Cambaridae
Product: caspase-3
Biological process (GO): proteolysis
Molecular function (GO): nucleic acid binding; zinc ion binding; cysteine-type endopeptidase activity
Source: RefSeq, a predicted model, not a curated record